Messenger RNA from Paraphaeosphaeria sporulosa, 4554 nucleotides. RefSeq lists its product as uncharacterized. Gene Ontology annotation, biological process: mRNA splicing, via spliceosome. Lineage: Eukaryota; Fungi; Ascomycota; Dothideomycetes; Pleosporales; Didymosphaeriaceae. The transcript has 3 exons. The coding region runs from base 73 to 4392 and encodes 1439 amino acids. The record is from RefSeq and is a predicted model, not a curated record. Gene Ontology annotation, cellular component: catalytic step 2 spliceosome. Gene Ontology annotation, molecular function: helicase activity; mRNA binding.
CAAUGCGUGCGCCCGCUCAGCAUUGCGCCCUCCCGACCUGACGAUUGACCAUCCAGCAAGCGAGGAGCAGAUAUGGCCGACUCCAAGGCGCACAAUGCCGAGAACAGCGCACCUGCGCUCGACGCCAGCGCCCGCCCGACCGUCGCAGACCUCCAGGGCGACAACCACUUCGCGCAGGUAGCGAGGAAGCACUGGCUCACCGCGAAGAAGCCCCCGAAAGCGCGCCCCGAGGUCAUCAAGCAGGAGCUGUGGGACGAGCUGGAAAAGCUCGACUUUGCCUACUCGUCGCUGCUGGUCCUGGAGAACCUGCAGCUGCUGGAGCGAUAUCUCUGGCCGGCCUUCAGCGACGAUGCGUCCAACUACCACGCCCUGCUGGUGGCGCUCAUGGUCAACGUCAAGAGGAGGGAGAACCUGCCGUCGUGGGAACACUUUACCACCAAGCCCGCUGAGUUUUCCUCGUUCUUCCGCCGCAUACUCUCCAUGACCGUGGACCGAUCGCAGCCCAUAAAGAUUCGCACGCAGCUGCUGUCCUUCGUUAUCGGCGCGUUCCAGUCGCUGGACAGUGGCCUGGUGCGCAAAGAGUGCGCGCCGCUGGUCAACAUAGCAAUAUGGCAGAACCUGCACUCGGACGCCGCGAGGGAGCGCCAGUUCGAGCACCACCAGAUGCUGCGGAAGGCGUGGCGGGCGGCACACAAGCGCUUCGAUGCUGCAGACGAGGCUUUGCAGGCUAGGCUACGGUUCGAGCGCUCGUGGCUGUAUACCUUGAUACUGGACUUCCUGGAUCGCCUGUACAACAGUACAACGCGCCAGGAGAUCCAAGAUAACCUGGCCUACUGCGAGCGGUUUGUGGAGCUGCUUACGGAUCUGCAAAGCCAGCUGCCUACGCGGAGAUACGUCAAUACGUUGAUAAAAGACCUAAACCUGCUGCCCGCAAUCCGAUUAGCCCCCAUGUACACGGACGAGGAGAAUGGUCUGUUCCGCGACCUUUUCAACUUGCUGAGCCAUUUCACAUACUUUCCCAUCGAGGACCAGACGGGCAGACAGCUAUCAAAGCUGGAGUACGAUCAAGAGCACUACGAUGUGCUUGCGAGGCUGCAGCGAGUCGCGACUGCGACCUUCCAGGAGAAGCUACAGCUUCUGACGCUGGCCAACUACGGGAGCUUAGGCAACCGAGACGAACUCCAGGGGCACGUUCAGACACUUGAAGAUGCAGAGCUUGUGCAUCUAUGUUCGUUGAUGGGCCUGCGGACAGAGUACCCGAAGUCCUCAUUCCUUGUACUUGACCGGUUAUUUUUCACUGAGACGCUGCUCUCUGUUGUGGAGCAUAGGUCAACGUUCAAAGACGUCGUGCGCGACCUGCCAGUUCUACCGACCGAAGAUGUACUGUUCGAGACCAGCUUCCUUAGAAACGAAGCGUACGACGGAUCACGGCCACUGGCUAUACCCAAACUCAAUCUGCAGUAUCUCACAAUGGGCGACUUCCUCUGGAGAUCGUUCGUUUUGUACCGAGCGGAAUCUUUCUACGGUAUCCGGAAAGACAUGGAAGACGUUGUCAAACGCGUGCAACCUCGCGGCAAGGGUGCCGCCACCAAAUUUGGCGGCUUCUCGCGGAUGUCCUUGCCUAUAUCAAACCCUGGCAUUGUAGACGUAGCGCCUUCAAAGGUGGGCGAUCAGCACCCUGCCUAUGUACGCUCGGAGAUCAUACUCGACGUCAGCCGCCUCCAACACCCAGUACGAAAAGAAUGGGAAUCGCUACGACCAGACGACGUUGUGUUCCUGCUUGCCGUAGAAGGACCAGAUGACCAGUCUAUGCGCAAUGGCAACGGUCGGCAAAACGCGGACCACCAGGGCAUCCACAAGCUGAGAUGUGCUGAGGUGGUACAGAUCCAAGACGAGAACGGUCGUCCUCUCCGCGAGAGCGCCAACGAUGACGGUUUCCGCCGGGUUCGUACGCGCAGACUAGUUGUCAACAUCGACGCAAAGCAGUACCAGGAGGACAUGGACCGUGUUGCACAAGGGAGACCCAACAUCUACGAGCAGAUCAACUUGGUCGUGCGUAGGCGCGGUCGAGAGAACAAUUUCCGUCCCAUCCUCGAAUCAAUUCGCCGCCUUACGCUCUCGGAUAUUCCUGCACCCUCAUGGCUCCAGGAAGUUUUCCUAGGCUAUGGUGACCCUGCAUCAGCAUCUCACAGACGUUUACCGAAUCGCUUGGGGUCUAUAGACUUCCGUGAUACCUUCCUCGAUUGGCAGCACCUGAUCGAAUCAUGGCCUGGCAAGUCCGUCGAGCCCCACGAGAGUGCACAAUCCUCCUUCGGGCCACCCUACGUCGUCCAGUUCCCCGCAUCCGCUGAGCCCGAACCGGCAACCGCGCGGACCUCGAAGAAGCGGCGACGCGACGAAAGCGAGGUCGCACAGCCCGUGCAAGAAGAUGCGUCUCUGCACGUCUCUACAUACAAGCCGCCAAACAUGGGCCCCUACCCUACAGACGCUCCCAAACUAAACAGCGUGAGGUUUACUCCUGCUCAGAUUGAAGCAAUCACUUCUGGCACGCAGCCUGGUCUGACUGUUGUGGUCGGACCACCAGGUACCGGCAAGACAGACGUGGCCACUCAAAUUAUCUCGAAUAUAUAUCACAACUUCCCGGAGCAGCGGACGCUGCUCGUCGCACACAGCAAUCAGGCGCUGAACCAGCUCUUCCAGAAGAUUGUGGCGCUCGACAUUGAUGAGCGUCAUCUCCUACGUCUGGGACAUGGCGAGGAGGAUCUCGAGACAGAGGCAAGCUACAGCAAGCAUGGCCGUGUGGAGUCUUUUCUCGAGAGGGGAGCGUAUUACCUCGCUGAAGUAGAUCGCCUGGCGAAGAACUUCAAUGCGCCUGGUGCUCAUAGUAGCUCAUGUGAGACUGCAGAUUACUUCAAUCUGGUGUACGUGAAGCCAGCUUGGACGCAAUACUGGGACCAAGUUUCGUCCCCAGAUUGCAGUGUCGAGCAGAUUAUCUCAGAGUUUCCUUUCAAAAAUUACUUCAACAAUGCACCACAGCCACUGUUCCCGGCAGCAGCUGACCGCGAGCAGAUCCUCGACAUCGCACACGGUUGCUACCGCCAUGUCGAGAAGAUCUUCACAGAGCUCGAGGACAUCCGUCCCUUCGAGAUUCUGCGGAAUCCCCGCGACAAAGCAAACUACCUCUUGGUGAAGGAAGCGCGCAUCGUCGCGAUGACCUCGACGCACGCUGCGAUGCGGAGGCAGGAGAUUGCCUCGCUGGGCUUCCACUACGACAAUGUCAUCAUGGAGGAAGCCGCCCAGAUCACCGAGAUCGAGAACUUCAUCCCGCUCGCGCUGCAGAACCCGCAGAACAACGAGCUUCCUCUCCAGCGCAUCGUCCUUGUCGGCGACCAUCUCCAGAACUCCCCCGUCAUCCAGAACCUUGCGUUCAGGCAGUAUGCGAAUCUCGAGCAGUCUAUGUUCCUACGGCUCGUUAGACUGGGUGUGCCCACCAUCAUGCUCGACCAGCAAGGCCGCGCACGACCCGGCAUAGCAGAGCUGUACAAGUGGCGGUAUCCUAAAUUGGGCAAUCUGCCGUCCGUCCUCACAAGUCCGCAGUUCACGACCGCGAAUCCGGGCUUCAAAUUCGACUACCAGUUCAUCGACGUGCCGGACUACAAGGACAAGGGCGAGAGCGAGCCCACGCCGCAUUUUAUACAGAAUUUGGGCGAGGCUGAGUACGCCGUCGCCCUGUUCAUGUACAUGCGGCUGUUGGGCUACCCAGCGCAUAAGAUCUCUAUCCUGACGACGUACGCUGGGCAACGCGCGCUCAUCAAGGAUGUCCUGGCGCAUCGCUGCAAGGGGAAUCGGCUGUUUGGGCUGCCCCGGAUUGUUGCUACGGUGGACAAGUACCAGGGCGAGCAGAACGAUUACAUCAUCCUCUCUCUCGUCCGCACCCGCUCCAUCGGGUACCUCCGCGACAUCCGACGCCUCACCGUCGCGCUCUCCCGCGCACGCCUCGGCCUUUUCAUCCUUGGGCGCGCCGCCGUCUUUGAAUCCUGCUUCGAGCUCAAGCCCGCGUUUGAUAUUCUGCUCUCCCGGCCGACGAAACUCACUCUUGUCACGGACGAGAUUUUCGACGCGUCAUUCGCGCGGCAAAUGGAUGGCAAGAUUGAAGAAGGGAGAGAAGCGGUAAUGGAAGGUGUCGAGCACCUGGGCCAGUAUGUCUUCGAGAUGACGAAGGCGAAGGUGGAGGCGUUGAAGAACGGGAGUGGAGAGUUGGUGGUCGCGAAUGGGGAGGGGAUGGUGGUUGAUGGGGAUGACGAAGUGGAUCGUGAGGAGGAUGUUGUUGUUAGGGAUGAGCACGUUUAUGCGGGCGAGGAUGAUGAGGAUGGUGUGCAGGAGGGGUCGUAGGGUGGCUCUGCGAUGGAACACCGUUCGGAGAGCGUAAGGGCCAAGGAGGAGUCGACACUUGGGUGAGUAGGUUGUUUGCAUGGGGUUUCCGGCGCGUGUGCAUGCAUGUGGGUAGGUGUAUAGUUGGGUUGAUUUGUAUUAUGUAGAUACCAGUACGAAUAG